GGAAAUUUGACAUUGCGGGAAAGUUUGCUAACACAGCAAUGAAACUACAGUUUUAAACGUAGACAUGGACCGCUACGUUUUGGUUUUAUCCUUUUGCCAAGGCGAUGACCACUUGACUGGCGAUCAUAAGUGUCUGGAGGCACUAAAUAAUAUCUAUAAAAGACUCUUGGAGAUUUCAGCUCAGGAGUCAGCAAAAGGGAUUUCUGAGUUUCCAGCUUGUUCCCUUAGUGGCAGCCCAGCAACUCCACGGUGGUACUUUGCUGUUCAGGUGUGCCGAGGAGCGACACAAUUUUGCAACUCUGAUUGGGAAGAGUUGGGAACAAACCAUCAGAGAACAGACUCUGAAGAGGUGAACCUUACUACACCCGAAGAAUGUCUGACCUCUCUUAGUAACCAGGAGGCAGCAGACGACCUGCCACCUCUGGCAGAGUUGUUAGAAGAGGCUGCAGACGGACUUCAUCAGCUGACAGAUAAGCUGCCUCCGCCAGGGAAAGCCUUGCUGGAUGUUCUGCUGCUGGCCUCAGCUGAGCAGUCCCCUCCAGCUAAAGACCUGCUGCCUCUGCUGGGAGCCCUGAAACACAUGGCCUGCUGGCAGGCUGCAAAGAUCAAUAUUGUCACACAGAACAUUAGUGGGUGGGAAAAGGUAGCAUCCUCUCUGAGUGCAGGACUACUGGAGCCUGCUGAUCUGUUCAACCUUAUCGACUACAGGGAACUGUGGAGAGGAGGCCUGGUUAUCAGAGAAAAGAAGUAUGUAUCAGAACUUCGCUUUGAUGGCUUUUCCCUGCGCUGUCCUGCGCAUCGGAUAGUAGACUCCGGUCUCUUUCAGGCUCCCACCAUGAGUGACAAAGUAAACUCUGAGGUUUUCCAUUAUUAUGCUCCAGUUUUAGACUUGGUUCAGGUGGUUGAUCUGUCAGAACUGCCCACCUUUCUGAUGUCCAACAUUCACUUUGAGUUAGGCCUGUCUGGGAAGUCGGUGAAAGCUAAGCUUCUCUUGGACCAGCUGAGCGCUCUCCGUGGAAAGGUUGGAGCUUUGUUCAGCCUAUCCUGUAUGAUUACACCGAUCACACAGCCUCCAGCCAGUCAACUAAGCUCCCAGCGCUGGAAAGAGUGUUUAUCCCGCACACCAAAGUCCUUUCUUGUGCCCGAUGUUGAGGUGAAAGGUGAAAGCGCAGUCUACUUCCUGUUGGUCCAGGGAGCGGACGAUGUCGGCUCUGGUACCUGCACGGUCAGGUUGAUGCAUUCACACAAUCAACUUAACGGAGCUGCUGCCAUGGCAACCCUCUCCAGCUUGCUAAGGGAGAAGCCUUUCUCAUCAGGAGAGGCCGAUGACAACUUCCUCCAUCCUUUGUUGUGUCUUCAAGGAGAUUCUCUACUGAGGAGGGAAAGAAAGGUGGCCCAGGUUCAGGCGCUGGUUCUCAAAGAAUAUCUUAGGCAGAAAGAAGAAACUUCAGCUCCGUGUUUGGUGCCCGUCAAUGACUUGAAGGCCAUAUUGAAUCUUGCCAGGGAGCAGUACCUCAAGAUGUUUGACUCCACUCUUCCAGUCACUGAAAAAUAUCUGACAAAUGAGCAGCCUGCAGAACAUACAGAGUUACAGACUGUCUUCCAACAACCAUCUGAUUGGCCUGAGAGAAGCGUCCUCCACAAUAUAGAAAACCUGCAGAGAAAGCGACAGAGGAAGAGGCUUGGUCUACUGGGUCCCGGCUCCACUGAAAGCCUCCUGGGCCCUAAAGACAGCCAGAGGGGCUCAUCUGCUUUACUGGAUGCCAAAGAACUUCUAAAACACUUCACAUCUGAUGGCUUGCCAACAGGGGAGUUGCAACCGCUGGCUAUAAACAGAGGUAAUAACAUGUUCCAGUUGUCACCAGACCUCUCUCCCAGGACAAUCAGCAAGAUGCCCUUCAGCAUUGCCUCAUCAGCUCAUUACCAUGGCAUAGAAUUCUGCCUGGAUAAGCAGCAAUCCCUGGACCGAGACCAGGCUUUUGUGCGCCUCCAGUCCCGUCUGAUUCGCUACGAGACACAGACGACCUGCUCCAAGGAGCCCUUUGCUCUCCCCUUUGCCCUCAGCCCUGCCCCCUCACCUGCUGUGAUGUCAGAACCAGGAAGUGUUCCCGAUGGAGAGACACUGCAGAACAACGAUGUAGCGCAGCUGAAACGCAGGUCCUGGGAGACUGACAUAGCUGGAGGUUAUCCUCGCAAAAGGCUGGUGAAGUCGGAGAGCAGUGACUCUCUGUGUUCGCAGAGCAGCGGCAGCAGCGGCACGCAUCCCGCCAUCAGGUCUCUACGACAAGCAAACAGAUCCCAGUCCGCCUCUUCCUGUACGAGCCUCUCCUCAGCAACAAGACGGUCAUCAGGUUUGGCGAUUCUCCCACAUCCAGAGAGACUGAAACCCCAACAGCAGAAGGUCAUUCAGGGACAAGCCGAGGACAAACCUUCCAAAGAGUCUCGCUCCCAGAAACACAACAGGAUGCUGCAGGAGAUUGUAGCUAAAACGCUCAAACACCAUGGGAUCGCUGUCGAGCAUGAGUGCUUCGAGGCCUGCAGCAGAAGACUGUUUGAUAUCUCCAAGUUCUAUCUCAAGGAUCUGAAGACAUCUCGGGGUCUGCAUGAUGAAAUGAAGAAAGCAGCCAGCAGUAACGUUAAACAGGUUGUUGACUGGGUGCUGGAGAAAAGCUCAAAGGAAGGGAGGUGAUCGUCAAUAAUAAGCGCCGCAAAGACGUUUUAAUUGAUGUUCGCUGAGGUUUUGCCUCAGUGAGCAGCUUUUCUUAAAUUUCAACUCAUUCAUGAGAGUGAUUGAUGUUUUAAACUUUUGAUUGGUUUUAAACAGAUAGAUUAAGCUCAUUUAAUUAACUUAAUCCUUUUAUUUGAUUUUCUUGCCUUUUUUGCUUUCCAAAACUUUUAAAAGAAAGCCCAUUUUAAACUUCUGUUUGUAUGGUUUUGUGUUUAAACCUACUUAUUUACUCUCAAGGCUCUGAAGCCAUGAAGCUAAAAAAUCAAAAAUUAAACAAAGCAGAGCCACCCUGCUAAGAGGCCGGCAUGGCAGGCGGCGAGGGGGAUCUACAUUGGUUUGUUGUUUUCUGUUCUUUUAGUCUUAAAGUUAACUUUGCUUCUAAACACAUCAAUAAUUUAGUUUGUAUUUAUUAAAUUUUUAAAGCACAAUAAAUGUUUUUAUCUUUAA
Molecule: messenger RNA, 3175 nt
Organism: Poeciliopsis prolifica (blackstripe livebearer)
Lineage: Eukaryota; Metazoa; Chordata; Actinopteri; Cyprinodontiformes; Poeciliidae
Gene: mtbp
Product: MDM2 binding protein
Exons: 23
Coding region: 65-2689 (874 amino acids)
Biological process (GO): traversing start control point of mitotic cell cycle; protein localization to kinetochore; regulation of protein ubiquitination
Cellular component (GO): kinetochore
Source: RefSeq, a predicted model, not a curated record